Molecule: messenger RNA, 3747 nt
Organism: Bufo bufo (common toad)
Lineage: Eukaryota; Metazoa; Chordata; Amphibia; Anura; Bufonidae
Gene: NAGLU
Product: N-acetyl-alpha-glucosaminidase
Exons: 6
Coding region: 245-2503 (752 amino acids)
Source: RefSeq, a predicted model, not a curated record
GACUCCCUCAGCCUAUAUAAGUCAUGCACAUGCAUGUUGUUUGAGUCUGUAAGUAGUCUCAGCGGACUACACUUGUAACUGCUGAGCUUCUGCUACCUCAGCUAUUAACACAGAUUCUUAGGAUUAAGUUUACAUGCAAAUGCCAGGUAGAAGCAUCUAGGAUUAAGGAAGAACUCAUGCAUGUUUUUAAGGUGGACAUUAUUGACCAAGAUUCAACAUUGAGCAUUUGAUUGCAAACACAAGGAUGAAAGUGGCUGUGCUGGUUUUUAUUCUCCUGUCCUCUCUUGGUGUGGUGGUGUCAGGAAAAGUUUUCCAGACUUUGUCCCACCUUAAGCCACAGUACAGGGAUGAGGUUCAGACCUCUGCUGUUCAGGAUCUCCUCCAUCGGUUGAUUGGUGACCGUGCUGAUGAGUUUGUUGUCACCGUAAACAGCUCCUUGGCUGGAAUUGAGGGUCUGGACACUUAUCAGCUGAGUUCUGUGGGUGGAGGUAAAGUGGCUGUGGUGGGCACCACUGGGGUAGCUGCUGCCACAGGAUGUUACAGCUAUUUAAAAAAGUUCUGUGGGUGUCACAUUUCCUGGUCAGGAGUCCAGAUGCAAGUCCCAUCACCUCUGCCGCAAGUGCCUUCAACUAUCACACUGAAAACACCUAACAGAUUUCGCUAUUAUCAAAACGUCUGCACUUCCAGUUACUCAUUUGUGUGGUGGGACUGGGAUAGAUGGGAGAGGGAGAUAGACUGGAUGGCACUUAAUGGAAUCAACAUGCCCCUUGCAUUCACAGGCCAAGAGGCUAUAUGGCAACAGGUAUUCUUGACUUUGGGAUUAAUUCAGUCAGAGAUAGAUGACUUUUUCACUGGUCCUGCUUUUCUAGCCUGGGGUCGGAUGGGAAAUAUUCAUACUUGGGGUGGGCCUUUGUCCUCCAACUGGAUGCAGAAACAGCUUUCCCUGCAGAACAAGAUUGUAGAGAGGAUGAGGUCUCUUGGAAUGAUCACAGUGCUGCCUGCAUUUGCUGGACAUAUACCACAAGGUCUGCUAAGGGUAUUUCCUAAUAUGAAUGUGACUAGACUUGGUGGAUGGAGCAACUUCAAUUGUACAUAUUCAUGCAGUUAUCUACUGGACCCAGAGGAUCCCCUUUUCCAGAAGAUUGGAGGACUCUUUAUGACUGAAAUGAUUCGCAAAUUUGGAACUGACCAUAUUUACAAUGCAGACACAUUCAACGAAAUGACCCCAAGUUCUUCUGAUCCAGCCUAUCUAUCUGCAAUCAGUAGUGUCAUCUUUAAGUCCAUGGUUAAUGUGGAUCCCGGAGCCAUCUGGUUAAUGCAGGGCUGGUUGUUUGUUAAUAAUCCAUCCUUCUGGAAACCAGCACAGAUUCGUGCACUACUUCAUGGAGCACCCAUUGGUAAAAUAAUUGUCCUGGACUUGUUUGCAGAGACCUCAUCAGUUUACCAGUUAACAGAGUCUUUCUUUGGGCAACCUUUUAUUUGGUGCAUGCUGCAUAACUUUGGUGGCAACCAUGGUUUAUAUGGAACAGUUGAAGCUGUCAACAAUGGACCUUUCGAGGCUAUGUCAUUCAAAAACUCCACCAUGGUUGGAACAGGACUUACCCCAGAAGGUAUUGAACAAAAUGACAUGAUAUAUGAACUGAUGAACGAGAUUGGUUGGAGAUCCAAGCCCCUUAACCUUACCGAGUGGAUUUUAAAUUAUUCCACCAGACGUUAUGGACAGAAGAACCCCAAUGCUCUGACUGCAUGGCAGCUUCUUCUUAGAAGUGUCUACAACUGUACCCAAGAUUGGAAGGACCAUAAUCACAGCCCUUUAGUAAGACGACCGUCUCUCAAGAUGAACAUAGCAGUCUGCUAUAAUGAAAGCCAACUCUUUGAAGCUUGGAAAUUUAUGUAUUAUGCAUCUUCUUCCCUGUCAAACAGUAGCACAUUUCUGUAUGAUCUAGUGGAUGUUACUAGAGAAGCUGUGCAGCAGUUGGUAACUCACUAUUAUAUAGACCUUAAGAUGUCUUAUGAGAGUGAAGAUCUAACAAACCUUAUGACUGCAGGUGGUGUAUUGAUUUAUGAUCUUCUUCCUGAACUUGAUAAUCUCCUUUCCAGUCAAUCCCAGUUCUUGCUUGGUAGAUGGCUAAAAGAUGCCAGUAAAAUGGCAGUAACUGCACAGGAGGCUGCCCUUUAUGACAUGAAUGCUCGAAACCAAAUCACUCUAUGGGGUCCUACUGGCAACAUUUUGGACUAUGCUAACAAGCAAUUUGGGGGGCUAGUACAGGAUUAUUAUUCAGAACGCUGGAGUUUAUUUGUGUGGUGCCUGGUCGAAAGCCUUAAUACAGAAGUACCCUUCCACCAAGAGAAGUUCAAUCAGGCCGUAUUCAAUGUAGAAAAGGCAUUCAUUUACAAUGGCAAGAAGUAUAGUUCAACUCCCACUGGGAACACAAUAGAUAUUGUUAAAAAUAUAUUUAUAAAGUAUUAUCCAAAAGCAGUAAAGGUAAAAGAAAACCUAUAAUGGACAAAAUGCCUUCUACUUACAAGAGGUAAUACAACUACUUCAAGGAGAAUACUUAAAUAUACAUUACAAUCAUAAAAUAGGCAUAAAACAGCAUAAACGUAUACACAUUUGCUGUAUCAGCAGUCCCCUAAAAUAUGAAAGUUAUGCUGUGUAAAAAUAGUGCUGAAAUAAUUGCAACAUUUCAACUUCUUAUAAGGUGUGUUUUUUUUUUUUUUUUUUUUUUUUUUUUUUUUUUUGCCAAUCAAGAUUCUAUACAUAUGUGAGAAUAACAAACAUGCUGGCUAUAUAUAUCAUCAAAUAGGAGCAAUACUAAUGCAAUUUGAUACAGAAUCAAAUUCAAGCAUAUAUUCCAAUUAUUAUUAGUUUGAUACACUAAAUUAAUGUUCCCCAACCAGUGGCUCACAAGCAACAUGUAGAUUCCAAGCUAUUGGUAGUUUUAAACACUGUCAUAAUAUUGAUUUAAAUAUGGUACUAGGAUCAAAACUAUUUCCCUGGCAGCUAAUACUAGGCUAAGAGUCAUGUGGCUGCCCUAUCGGGGGAAGGUAACAUGGCGCUCUGGCUUGGCAGGGGUAUUUAGAUAAAGGAUUAGGGCAGGAAACAAACUUUGUUCCAGAUGUAGUACUUUUAUUAGGUUGACCACUCGGGAUAAAACACUACAGUGACAAUUAAUAUCACUAUAUAGUGCUGAGCAAUAUGCAGCAUCCAAAUAAUUCUCCCUUACAGAGCCCACCAAAUGCUGCCAUAUAGUUUCUACAUAAUAAUGCAAUUAAAUUCCCAAACAACCAUCAAACCCUUCUCCUGCCUUGCUCCCGGGGUUUUAUGGUCUUUGUAGAAAAUAAGGAACUUGGGCUGUUACCAGUUUGCCACUCUCUAAAACUGUUAGUGGUUACAUGCUAUAAAGACAAAGAUUUAAAGGGGCUUUCAUUUCACAGGACAGGCCAGGAAGCUUGCUUGGCUAUAACCACAAAAUUUCAUGGUGUCAGAUCCCAUUUGGCUUUCUCAGUUGACUCAUGUGUAGGGAAAUAGACAAGACCUAUGCAUAUUGCAUUGUGUUGCUUAUGUUCUUCAGCCUAUUUGCCUAUUGCUUAGUAAGGGCCACUAACACUGUAAGUAAUAAUACACUGGCACGGGUAUGGUUUACUUCAUAGUUUGAUUUUAUAAAAAAAUAUUUUGCUUUAAACUUUUUGCUGACUGUAGCCUUUGCCAAAAUGGUAGCUACUGUCUGUUUCAACUGCAAUGAC